Molecule: messenger RNA, 1143 nt
Organism: Rotaria sp. Silwood1
Lineage: Eukaryota; Metazoa; Rotifera; Eurotatoria; Philodinida; Philodinidae
Source: the annotation of a GenBank genome assembly
AUGCUGGUUGGCCUCUAUCCAUUAGGUGGAAGUUCCAUUGACAUUCAUCCAAAUGCUCGAUGGCAACAAAAUGGUAUCACUGUAGCUGGAGGAAAUCGAGAAGACAAUGGAACCAAUCAACUCUCAAGCCCUUGGGAUUUGUAUGUUGAUGAUGAUCAAACAAUCUAUGUUGCUGAUACGGCGAAUCACCGUAUUGUGGAAUGGAAAUGGGGUGCAACGAGUGGCCAAGUGGUUGCAGGUGGAAAUGGACAAGGAAAUGGGGAUCAUCAGUUAUCUAGCCCAUUAGAUAUGAUUGUCGACAAAGAGAGUGAUAGUCUCAUCAUCUCCGAUUAUGCGAAUAGAAGGGUGGUUCGAUGGUCUCGUCGAAAUGGAACAAGUGGAGAAACAAUCAUCUCUAACAUCAAUUGUUUGGGUUUGACAAUGGAUGAGAAUGGAUCUCUCUAUGUCGUUGACACUGGAAAAGAUGAAGUGAGACGAUACCGAAGAGGAGAAUCUCAAGGAAUAGUGGUUGCAGGUGGCAAUGGAGGAGAAAAUCAUCUCGAUCAACUCUCUUCCCCACGAUACGUAUUUGUCGAUCAGGAUCAUUCAGUAUAUGUGUCUGAUUAUGGAAAUGAUCGUGUGAUGAAAUGGAUGGAAGGUGCAAAACAAGGCAUUGUUGUGGCUGGUGGUCAAGGAAAAGGAGAUGGUCUUACACAAUUGUCAUCUCCUCAAGGAGUCGUUGUCGAUCCAUCGGGCACUGUCUAUGUGGCUGAUUGGGGGAAUGAUCGAAUCAUGCGUUGGCCCCAAGGAGCCACACAGGGAAGUGUCAUUGUUGGUGGAAACGGUAAAGGAGGACAAUCGAACCAACUCAAUUGGCCCAUCGAGAAUAGUGAUGCAUUACAAGUGAAGAUAGAGACAGGUGAUGAAUUAUUUGCUGGGACGAAUUCUCAUGUUAGUCUUAUUCUUCGUAGUGGUAAUGUUGUUAUUUGUCAAGUCUAUGAUCUGGAUAAUAUUGGUAAUGAUCGUGAACGAAAUAGUGUCGAUGAAUAUACAAUUUGUUGUUCAAAAGGUUUUUUCAAUGAUGAUGAUGAUGAAUUGAGCAUGUUAGCUGUGGCUAAGUUAACAAGAAGUGGAAAAGUUAUUCCUUUUUUUAGUGAUGAUUGA